CUCUCUAACGAUACUUGCAUUUCAUUGUAUUGUACAUCUAUUUCCGGUUAUGAUUAUAGUAAGCUUCAGUACAAAGCUCAUCGUUUGUUACCAAUUACUCAUCAAGAAUUACUCAACGCCAUUGGAGUUUAAAGUGUCUCAAAUAAAUUAAUAAGAUAUAAAAAUGUUGAAACGAAUUAAUAAAGACAUCAAUCUCACCAUCGCCAAAAAACCUAGACAAUCAUCUCCAUCAGAAACUUGUGAAAAAGAAAAUUUAUCUGCCCAAGAAGACAGUGGCUUGGGUCCAGAUAUUGAAGAUGAAAGGAGAGACAAGAUGGCGACUGACUUCAGUCCAAAGAAAUCACAAUUUACUUCGAGUAAGCCAUAUAAUUUUGAUGUAUUUUCACAAUCAUUUGCGUCUGCUAAACAGCAUCGCACACGAUCUCAAAGUUUACAAGAAUCUAAUUCCAUCAAUAAAUUGUUGACUGAUCAAUCCAAUAAAAUUAAUUCUGAUAAAUUUCAAAGGAAAAUUUCACCAUUUUCAAAAAAAAACGCCCAGUUAUCAGUGGCUACAAGUCCGCUUCCUUUUGAUGAAGAAACUGUAGGCGAGCCGUUUAAAUUAUUGCUCUCACAGAUUUCUAGAGAUGAUAAUGAAGAUUCAUUGAUGGAAGUUGACGUACCUUCCGCUAAAGGUGGCCAUCUAUUUUCACCAGACAUAACAACACCAUCUCGAGACAAACUUAAUAUAAAUUCGAUAAUUAAUAUUAUUGGAAGUUGUCCUGAAGAUAAUAGUCAGCAAUCAGAAGUAACGCCUUUAAUUCCUUUAUCACAAGCUCGGGAUAACGAUGAUCAAAUUCCGGUAACAGAAACUUCAGCUUCAUCUGAAACUAAUCGUAAAUCAACAGAAGCAGAAGUUACGUCUUUGUCACAAAAUUUUGAAAAUGAUUCUGAAGAUUUGUUAGCUGAAGUACCUGAAACUAAUAUUGAAUAUGCAGAGCAAACAGUUGAAAGAUCACCGUCACAAUCUUCAGAAGAUGACCAAGGAUCAUUAUAUGUUCCAGCUUCUGAAUUGUCCGGUGAAGAUAACCAACGUUAUGCUAAAUCUCGAUCAAAAUCGUCCAAGAAUGACCAAAAAGGACAAAUUAGAAUUCCUGUAUCAUCAUCAAGAGCUUCUUCAGAGUCAGAGACUGCUCAUUCACAAGAGUAUCCAGAAGUACCACCAGCUGGAACUUCAGAACCAAAAAAAAGACGUAAAAAAGGUAUGCGUUUUACCCACGUUAAAUCACACAAGGAAUCGACGGUGGAAAGUAAACUAGUCGUUGAUAAUUACAAGCCAGGACCUAGUCCUGACCGGGAAUUAAUUCUUAAUAAUAUUUACAUGCCUAAAAAUUUUUCAAGCCGUCUUUUCAAAAAUAUAAGUAAGAUUGGUCUUAUGAAAAAAAUAAUAAUAAAUUAUUUUGGUCGAGACCGAAUGCCUAAAAUUGCGUUAAAAGAACCGACACGUAAAUAUCCUGGUGAAUUACAUCCGACUCUUCUUGUCAAUGAUACCCAAGUUCAGGACAUAAUUGAUUUAUACCAACAUUACGCUCCAUUGUUAUUUUUGUCGGGUCCAGGUCUUCCAUUUAAAAAAGUACGACAACUAAUUGGCAAGUUGUGCUCAGAGAUAAGAAAUUUUUAUUAGAACUGGUGAUAAAAGUUAACUAAUAAGGAUUUAAACAACAACAUCUAAUUCUUUGAUAAAAUUUGAUAAGGAAAAAAAUUACUAAUUGAUUAACAAUACUCAUAAUUAUGGAAGAACAAAUAUUUUCUUUUGCAAUUUAAAAUUUAAUAUUUGAGAUAUUAAAAAAUUAUUAUGUUUUUUUUUUUUUUUGAUAAAAAUGUAUUUUAUAUUAAUGAUUAACAAUCAUAAACUUAUAUAUAGUUUUUAGAAACUAUAAAAGUACUUUCAGUUGAAAAUUUGUUUCAAUUAAAAUUUGAUACCU
Messenger RNA from Microplitis mediator, 1961 nucleotides. RefSeq lists its product as uncharacterized. The transcript has 5 exons. Lineage: Eukaryota; Metazoa; Arthropoda; Insecta; Hymenoptera; Braconidae. The record is from RefSeq and is a predicted model, not a curated record. The coding region runs from base 164 to 1660 and encodes 498 amino acids.